CGCUCGUCUUACUCUCUUUCCCUAUCCAUAUUCUCCUCUCCGUACUCUCUUUCCCGUACAUUCGGUCAUUCUCAGUCACAAUGGGCUCCGUCGCACCCAAGAACAACUUCCUCUUCACCUCCGAGUCGGUGGGUGAGGGUCACCCCGAUAAGAUGGCUGACCAGGUGUCCGAUGCCAUUCUCGACGCCUGCUUAGCUGAGGACCCUCUCUCCAAGGUUGCUUGUGAGACUGCCACCAAGACUGGUAUGGUUAUGGUUUUCGGUGAAAUCACCACCAAGGCCAACCUUGAUUACCAGAAAAUCAUCCGUGGCGCCAUCAAGGACAUUGGCUUCGACUCCUCCGACAAGGGUUUCGACUACAAGACCUGCAAUGUCUUGGUUGCCAUUGAGCAGCAGUCUCCUGACAUUGCUCAGGGUCUUCACUACGAUGAAGCCCUCGAGAAGCUCGGUGCUGGUGACCAGGGUAUCAUGUUCGGUUAUGCUUCCGACGAGACCCCUGAGCUCCUGCCCUUGACCAUCUUGCUGUCUCACAAGCUCAACCACGCCAUGAAGGAGGCCCGUCUUGACGGCACCAUCCCCUGGGUUCUCCCUGACACCAAGACCCAGGUCACCAUCGAGUACGCCCACGACAACGGUGCUGUCAAGCCCGUGCGUGUGGACACUGUUGUCAUCUCCGCCCAGCACUCUGACGAUGUCUCCACCGAGGAGAUCCGUGCUACCCUCAAGGAGAAGGUCAUCAAGAAGGUCAUCCCCAACGAGCUCCUCGAUGACCGCACCGUCUACCACUUGCAGCCCUCUGGCCGCUUCGUCAUCGGUGGUCCCCAGGGUGACGCCGGUCUGACCGGCCGUAAAAUCAUCGUCGACACCUACGGUGGCUGGGGUGCUCACGGUGGUGGUGCUUUCUCCGGCAAGGACUACUCCAAGGUCGACCGUUCCGCCGCUUACGUCGCCCGUUGGAUCGCCAAGUCUCUCGUCAGCGCUAAGCUCGCUCGUCGUGCCCUUGUCCAGCUCUCGUACGCCAUUGGUGUCGCUGACCCUCUCUCGAUCUUUGUUGAGACCUACGGUACCUCCGACAAGUCCUCGGAGGAGCUGGUCGACAUCAUCCGCAACAACUUCGACCUGCGUCCCGGUGUCAUUGUCAAGGAGCUUGACCUUGCCAAGCCCAUCUACGCCGCGACCGCCAGGAACGGUCACUUCACCAACCAGGAGUUCUCCUGGGAGAAGCCCAAGGCUCUCAAGUUCUAAGCGUGUGCCACUUAAUCUGAGUGUGGCCGCGUAAAAAGAACUGUACUUUUUAAUACCUGCCAUUUUUUUCUUUCUUUCACGAAUGUGAUGAUGUAAUUUUUUACGCUUUGUUUUCAACAACUCAAAGCACGGUUAUAGACAUAUAAAAAGCCUUGUCUUGGAUUUUAUGUUGUCUGUUUUUUGUGAGUUGUAUUUUCUUUUGUUUGUUUGCAUUGUUAUCUUUGCAACGAGAUGGGUUUGGCGAAGAUGAAUUCAACAUGAUACCACUGGCAUUGGAUGGGAAGGGAUGUUUCGGCGUUUCUAGGAGCGACUGUC
Molecule: messenger RNA, 1559 nt
Organism: Aspergillus glaucus CBS 516.65
Lineage: Eukaryota; Fungi; Ascomycota; Eurotiomycetes; Eurotiales; Aspergillaceae
Product: S-adenosylmethionine synthetase
Exons: 4
Coding region: 81-1244 (387 amino acids)
Biological process (GO): S-adenosylmethionine biosynthetic process
Cellular component (GO): cytosol
Molecular function (GO): ATP binding; methionine adenosyltransferase activity
Source: RefSeq, a predicted model, not a curated record